CUCAUUUCAACUGAUUUCUUCAACUCAAGCAUAUAAACGUUGUUGUUUCUUCAGAUUCUAAAUAAAUAGCAGUCUGCAAAUAUUUUCGUAAGUGGAUUUCGAUGAGGUCUAUAAAAAGUCGAUUACGGUAGACGAGCAGUUAUUAGUUUACGUUCAACAGUCGUUAAGGCAGUUUGUGGUGUGUUAACAUUAAAAGAGAAGAUAAUGAAGCUAUUUUUGUUUGUUGUUCCUUUGAUUGCGUCAUUCGUGGCCGUCACUAAUGGACAGUUUUCGAAAAAGUUGGAUAAUUUGAAUGUCGAUAUGAUCUUGAAGAAUGACAGAAUCUUAUCAAAUUAUUUGAAAUGUCUUUUGGACAAAGGUCCAUGCACAAGUGAAGGCAGAGAAUUGAAAGUAACAUUACCACAAGUGCUUCGAUCUGGAUGCAAUAAUUGUUCCGAUAAGGAAAAGAGAAAUUCAAGAAAAGUCAUUCUUCAUAUUCAAGACAAGAAGCCACAAGACUGGGCGAAACUUGAGAAGAAAUAUGAUCCAACUGGAGAAUUUACUCAAGAAUUCCGUCGAACUGUUCAAGCUUAAAAACAAAAUAAAUAAAAGAAAAAAAGUUUAAACAAUAUUUCAACAA
Messenger RNA from Clunio marinus, 619 nucleotides. The record is from the annotation of a GenBank genome assembly. Lineage: Eukaryota; Metazoa; Arthropoda; Insecta; Diptera; Chironomidae.